Messenger RNA from Asterias rubens (European starfish), 2128 nucleotides. RefSeq names its product sodium- and chloride-dependent glycine transporter 1-like. The transcript has 13 exons. Gene Ontology annotation, biological process: sodium ion transmembrane transport. Bases 109 to 2040 code for a protein of 643 amino acids. The record is from RefSeq and is a predicted model, not a curated record. Gene Ontology annotation, cellular component: membrane. Lineage: Eukaryota; Metazoa; Echinodermata; Asteroidea; Forcipulatida; Asteriidae.
GCGUGUGGGUAGGUGCAUGAUUUCAUAAGGCCAAACUUGCUUGAGGGUAGUGGUGGUGAUUUUAAUUGCUAAGAACUGUGUUACUGUUAGACAGUUAUUAGCGAGGCCAUGGAUGAGAAAAAGGCCAUCGAGGCAAACGGCAAAGGUGGCAAGGACACCGAGAGUGUGGAUUACAGUGAGGAUGAGGAAACUAAACGAGAGACAUGGGGGAGUCAAAUCGACUUCAUCCUGUCUUGUAUUGGGUUUGCUGUAGGUCUUGGAAACGUCUGGAGAUUCCCCUAUCUUUGCUAUGAAAACGGAGGUGGAGCCUUCCUCUUUCCAUAUGUCAUCAUGUUAAUCGUUGCUGGGCUGCCUCUUUUCUACUUGGAGAUGGCAUUUGGCCAGUUUGCCAGUUUGGGAGCUGUUGCCGUAUGGAAGAUCAGUCCCUUGUUCACAGGUGUCGGCAUAGGUAUGAUCAUAAUAGCAGCUCUGGUCGCCGUCUACUACAACGUCAUCAUAGCGUGGGCGAUCUAUUACCUGAUACGCUCCUGUACCACAGGCCCCUUGCCGUGGUCCACAUGUGAUAAUGAAUGGAACACUGCAAAUUGCUUCAAUGAUUCAAUGAACUACACAAAGGAAGAGACUGUUAACUUAACAAGACCUAGUGACGAAUAUUGGCACCGUCAUGUGCAUCAGUUAACAGAGGGAAUCGGAAACAUGGGCAGUAUUCGAUUAGAGUUGCUAGGAUGUCUUGCCCUGGCUUGGUUAAUCGUGUUCCUGUGUCUCUGUAAAGGGAUUAAAUCAUCUGGGAAGGUUGUGUAUUUUACUGCGGUGUUCCCCUAUGUUGUCUUGUUGAUCUUACUGGUGAGGAGUGCGACUUUACCAGGGGCAGGGGGCGGAGUCAAGUACUACAUCGAACCAAAGUUUGACCGCCUUUUAGAUGUCAAGCCGUGGAGAGAUGCAGCCAAUCAGAUAUUUUACUCCCUGGGUAUCUCCUUUGGGUCUCUGACUACUAUGGCCAGCUUCAACAGGUUUCAUAACAACGUCCAAAGGGAUGCCAUACUUGUGUCGGUCUGUAACUGUGGCACCAGUAUCCUGGCUGGCUUUGUUGUGUUUUCUACUCUUGGCUUCAUGGCUGAGAAUAGCGACCGGAGUAUUGACGAUGUUGCCGUUAGUGGCCCAGGCUUGGUUUUCAUUGUCUACCCUGAGGCCCUAGCUAAGAUGACUCCGGUGCCUCAGGUCUGGGCAUUCCUUUUCUUCUUCAUGUUGUUUCUGCUCGGUCUGGACAGUAUGUUUGCCAUGAUGGAAACAGUACUGACUGCAAUAGUGGACGAGAUGCCACCGAGAUUGAAGCGUUAUAAAUGGCUUGUAACUCUAGCUGGCUGCUCUGUAGGAUUCCUCUGCGGGAUUCCAAUGGUUACUCAGGGUGGCUUGUAUGCACUAACCAUAAUGAACGACUAUGCUGGGGGAUUUUCCUUGAUGUUCAUUGCGGUGUGUUACUGCACUGUUAUCUGCUAUGUAUACGGACUGACUCGCUUCAGCAAAGACAUCGAAUCCAUGAUCGGAUCACGACCCAAUAUCUACUGGAAGGCGUGCUGGUCUGUGAUUUCUCCACUUGCAAUGGUGGCAAUAGUCAUUGCAAGCUUUGUAUUCUACGUACCGUCUGGCUAUGGUGGGAAGGAGUUCGAUACUGGGGCGCAGACCAUUGGCUGGGCACUGACACUGCUGUCGUUUGUCGUCAUCCCUGGAUACGCUGUGUUUGCGUUCUUCUUUAGAGCCGACGAUACAAGCACAACAUUCCUAACUCGUCUUCAGAUCCUUCUUCGCCCAACCUGGGACUGGGGACCUGCCCUGAACAAGAAUCGCAUCGAGGCGGGCUACCAACCUAUCCCAGCCGAUGGCCUGCCCCCACCAGAGAUUGAGCUGACCUCCAAAGGGUACGGUGGUCACAGUGAACCCGGUGUGGCUCUGGUAUCGUCUUCCAACAUGAACCCGUAUAACUCGGAUACACCAAAUUACUACAUCAAUGAGGUGGUGGACGUGGAUGUAGACGAGCAUUAGACAUGGGAUGGUGUUGGCUUAAAGGCACUGGACACUUUUGCUCAAAAUAAUCGUUACUUGGUACCAAACGAUGGAGAGCUGUUGAUAG